UAUGAUAUUAUUUUUUUCUGCAAUAGGGAAUUUUUCUUGCAACUCUAAUUUCAAGCUCGAAUUGAAAAUCGCAUUAUAAAGCUAAAUACUGUGGUGAAUGGUAUAGAUUUAUUGAUCACGACAAAAUGGCUGCAAUUAAAACGAAGAAGCGUAAAGUUUCUAAAAAAACAAAAAAAGCAUGGCGUAAAUAUACAGAUACAAAAGAUGUUGAAAAAUUUUUGGAAAAUUCACAAUUAGAAGAAAGAUUAGGUUCUUUCGCGAUUCACAAGGAUUCAGAAUUGUUUAGUAUUUCUACAGCACCUGAAAUACUUUCAAAGCAAAAACGUCGAGAAAUAUUAAAAUUGAAAGAACCACGAUGUUUUAAUAUUUUAAAACCUCAUACAGCUGUUCCAGAUCCAAUAACAAAAAGAAACCGUGUAAGAACUAAAGAUGAAAGAAAAAAUGCAUUAGUUUUAAAAAAAGAAGCUAUCAGAAAAUCUCAAAAUAUUUUGACAUUAAAAGAAAAGUUAAGAUUAAAAAACAAAAUGAUUGCAGCAAAAAAAAAAUUAAAUAAAUCAAAAAGAGAUGAAUUUAAUACAAAUAUAUGGAAAGAAAAAAUUAUGAAAGACAUUAAUACAGAUUGGAUGUCUUCAGACACAAUUAGACAUACAUUAACAUAUUUUGGAAUAAAAAAAAAGAGAAUACCUUCUUCUUUACACAAAAAACCUUCUAAUAUUCCAGCAGUUGAAGCUCCUCAUCCAGGUAUAUCUUAUAAUCCUUCGUUUGAAGAUCAUCAAAAGUUAUUACAUGAAGUGGCUCAAAAAGAAAUGGAACUUAUAAAAGAAGAAGAACAUCUGAACAGAGUUACCACAAAAAUGUUCAAAAAGGUUUCACCUAAAGAAAAAGAAAGUAACUUGAUAAAAGAAAUGUCAGAAGGUCUCAAAUUAGAAGAUAAUCAAGAUUUUAAUGAAGAUGAAAAUAAUGAUCCAAUAGUAAAAUCUAUAAAUCCACCUGUUAAAAAUCAAAAAAAAACUCGUGUGCAAAGACGUAAACAAAAAGAACAGAAAAAUUUGGUACAUAAAAAGCAACAAGAAAAAGUAGAGAAAAAAAAGAUUUCAGAUAUAUAUAAAUUAAGAUUAUUAGAUAGACAGUUAGCUGCUAAAGAAAAGAAAGAAAAAGUAUUACAAGAAAAGAGAUUAAAAAAGAAAAUACUUAAAACAAUGGGUACUAAAACUCUCAGUAAAGUUAAAUUUGAACCUUUAGAACUUGAUUUUAAAUUAGGUUCAGAAUUAACUGGAAAUUUGCGGAAUUCUGAACCAACUGGUAAUUUAUUGAAAGAUAGAUUCAAAUCUCUUCAACAGAGAAAUAUCAUUGCUCCUACUAAUAUCAGAUUAAAACGAGACAAAGCUAAAGUAAAACGUUUUAUAAAAUCAGACCAUAAAAUUGAUGUAACAAAAGUAAAAUAAUUUAUAAUAUAUAUUUUUAAUAAAUAGGUUAAAUAAAAAAAAUAAUAAACUUAUUUAAUUAAAUAUCAGAUUUAUCUCUUGAGACCAUAAAUUUUGUAAUUUAAGUAUAGACAAAAUGAGCAAAUAGAUGGAAAAACACAGAUAUAAGUCAAAAAUUGAAUAAUCAGCAAAAUGUCUCGAAUGAAUUUAUUAAGUGUUUUGGAUUAUUUUAAAUCUAUGAACGAAUAUAUAUAGUAUAUAAUAUAUAGUAUAGAAUACAAAUAUAUAAUAAUACUUACUUUAGCGUUCACAAUUAGAAUCAAAAAUAGAAUCGAAAAUAAAAUUCUUAUUCGAUUAAAUGAUUUCUACGAAAUUCAAUUGAAUGAAAGAAAAGAAUAAAAUAUGAGAUAUUAAUGUGAAGUAUUAAUAGUCGACACAUGCAAAAUGGUCGAGUUUCAUUUUUCAGCGUUAAUAGUUUAUAAAUGAGCAAAAAAAUAUAUAUAUAUAUAAGUGAGAUAUCAUAUAUUCAACAAAAUACAUAAAUUCAAGCAUUAAAUGUUUAAUUUGAUAACGUCAAAAACAAUUAUAAAGUUUUUAAAAAUUAAUAAGUAUAGCGAUGAAUAUUUAAAUACUUAAUAUUUAAGUAGGCAAAAAGCUAGAUACAAAAAUAGGCAUCAUUAUAAUAUUAAAUAAUAUUGCUUAUAUUAGAAAAUAAAAUAUAUUAAAAUAUAAUUAUAAAUAUAAAUAUAAAAUCUAUAAUGUAAUAUAUUAGAGUGUUCCAUAAGUUUCUUUCGCACCACGCUAAGAAUGACUUUGAGUGGCUAUAUUUAUGUAAACAUGCAGGUUUAUUUAUUUGCCGUCUAUAGUAUCUUUUUUAGUCGUCUCAAAGCUUUUUUAAAGUAUAUUUCGUUGGUGAUAUAGUCUCUUUUAAAACUUUUUUCUAUAUUGUUCAAUAUAAAUAGUCAAAGGAAGCAUUUGUGCUAUGUUAUGCUUCAUUGCUUUAAAAAAGAUAAUAGUGCAAAUGAUACUGCAGACAAGAUUUGUACCGUUUAUGAGAGUAGUGCUAUGAUUAUUACGACCGUCCGCAAUUGGUUUAAGAGAUUUAGAGUUGACAAUUUUGAUUUGAAAAAUGGAGACCGCAGCAACAACGGAUACGGAUUAUCAAGGCUUAUCAAGGCCAUGCUUGCUGAAAAUCCGCAAUAUAGUAUAUAAGAUAUAAUGAAUGUCACUAACAUUCUCAGAACAAUGGUACAUAAUCACCUAAUCAAGAUAGGAUAUAUCAUGUGAAGUUUGAAUUCCACAGCUCUUGAUGGAGAAAAACCGUGUCUCUACGUGUGGUUUAUUUCUCCAGCGACAUGAAAGAGAUACUUUCUUAAAGAGGCUUGUCAUUGCAGACGAGAUUUGGAUUUUAUAUCAAAAUGUGCAUUGAAAACGCAUUUUGUCCUUAGGAUAAUAGACCUUCAAUUGUCAUAAAGUCUGGACUUCACCCGAAGAAAGUUUUUUUAUCCAUUAAAUCAAUCUUUGGUGGGAUUGGAAAUGUGUAUUCUACUAUGAACUCCUUUCGCAAGGUGAAACCAUCAAUUCUGCCAAAUACUGUAAUGAGCUUGAUAAAUUAAAAGCCAUAGCAGAAAAUUGAAAGUUAUAAUAGAAAAAUGGCCAAAAUUAUCGUUUUUCAUCAACAAUAAUGCAAAACGGCAUGUUGCAUUGACUGUAAGACAAAAGCUGUUACAGUUUGAUUGAGACGUUCUACCGUAUCUUCCGUAUUUCUCAGAUCUUGCUCCAUCCGAUUAUUACUUGUUCCUGUCAUUAAAAAAUUCUCCAUGAUAAGUUUCAAUUUGUAAGUGAAAUAAAAAUACAUUUCGCUGAAUAUUUUGCAAGCAAGCCCCAAAAAUUUUGGAAAGAGGCAAUAAAGGCUUCCUGAGAGGUGGAAGAAGAUGAUAGAGGAGAACGGUUCAUAUAUAAUGCAAUAAAUCAAUCUUAAACAAUAAAUAUUGUAUAUUCAUUUCGUAUCAAAAAAAUAAAGAAAUUUAUGGGACACCCAAUAUAAUUGAUGUAUAAUGAA
Apis laboriosa (Himalayan honeybee) is the source of this 3486-nucleotide messenger RNA. RefSeq names its product ribosome biogenesis protein NOP53. The coding region runs from base 126 to 1445 and encodes 439 amino acids. Gene Ontology annotation, biological process: rRNA processing; ribosomal large subunit assembly. The transcript has 3 exons. Gene Ontology annotation, molecular function: 5S rRNA binding. Lineage: Eukaryota; Metazoa; Arthropoda; Insecta; Hymenoptera; Apidae. The record is from RefSeq and is a predicted model, not a curated record. Gene Ontology annotation, cellular component: nucleolus.